AUGGAUUGUGCAGGAUCCGCUCGCUACCUGUUGGCAGUGGCGACGAUAGCCAUGGCAAUCUCGCUUGGCUGUGCAGCCCCCAUAUUCGGUUUGACCUUAUCCAGUCCACGCAACACCAGCGACUCCGCUCCUACGUCGCUACUGUCCAAGUUGCAGCUACCGUUGCCGAAAAUUUCGUCCAUCUUCAAUACCAAGAAAGACCAGUCGCCGCAGACUUCUCCGGACGACAAACAACAAUAUUCGCAGCAACCGCCUAAGCAACAGCCACAGCAGAUCUCGCCGAAACCGACGGUGGUCGAACAACCGGGUGGAAAAGAUCCUUACCAGUCGUUGGCAAACGCAUCUGUGACGACUUCGCCGAGACCGAAGCUGGAGACGACAACCCACGAUCGGACCGUCAUCGAAGUCCCGCUGAAAGAUUGCGGUGCGGGUAAAAAGUAUAACAGACGCCGGCAAUGUGUUGACAUAAAUACCAACCCCGAAGACGAAUAG
Messenger RNA from Macrosiphum euphorbiae (potato aphid), 492 nucleotides. Lineage: Eukaryota; Metazoa; Arthropoda; Insecta; Hemiptera; Aphididae. The record is from the annotation of a GenBank genome assembly.